Molecule: messenger RNA, 498 nt
Organism: Letharia lupina
Lineage: Eukaryota; Fungi; Ascomycota; Lecanoromycetes; Lecanorales; Parmeliaceae
Exons: 2
Coding region: 1-498 (165 amino acids)
Biological process (GO): intracellular protein transport; protein retention in ER lumen; Golgi organization
Cellular component (GO): COPII-coated ER to Golgi transport vesicle; endoplasmic reticulum; endoplasmic reticulum-Golgi intermediate compartment
Source: RefSeq, a predicted model, not a curated record
AUGGGUCCCGAUGGGAAAGUCAUCAUGGAGAACUCCAAGGAGAGGCAGCUGGACUCUGUAUUCACGGCCAAAGCGACAGGAGAAUACAGUUUUUGCUUCAAUAAUGAGAUGAGUACGUUCGCUGAGAAAAUGGUGGACUUCGAAAUUGCCGUUGAAAACGAAACUCCCUCCGCCCUCCUACCCUCAAAACGAGGCACUUCCCCUGAACAAACCUCCGCUCUCGAGGAGUCCAUCAUGAAAGUCUCGCGCGAUCUCUCCACCAUCAACCGCAACCAGAAAUACUUCCGGACUCGUGAGAACCGCAACUUUAGCACCGUCAAGAGCACAGAGAGCAGGAUAUUUAAUUUCAGCGUGGUGGAAAGCGGGUUGAUGGUUUGCAUGGCUGGGCUGCAGGUUUUCAUUGUGAGGUUCUUCUUUCAGGGGGCCAGGAAAGGUAUGUCGAGAGAUUCCAAUUCAUAUGAAGCCCAAGGUGCUGACAAAUAUGUAGGCUAUGUAUGA